Molecule: messenger RNA, 2160 nt
Organism: Lodderomyces oxycetoniae
Lineage: Eukaryota; Fungi; Ascomycota; Pichiomycetes; Serinales; Debaryomycetaceae
Gene: SDS24
Product: Sds24p
Exons: 1
Coding region: 1-2160 (719 amino acids)
Biological process (GO): cellular response to glucose starvation
Molecular function (GO): protein serine/threonine phosphatase inhibitor activity
Source: RefSeq, a predicted model, not a curated record
AUGGUUAAUCCUCCGCAACCAAGACAACAAUCGCCUCGGGCGUCGCAUUCGCAAUUAUCGUCAAAGCAUUCACCAAGUAUUUCGCACAACCAAUCCGGACACUCUACUACUCCACAUAAUUUGCAUCUUCAUCACACUUCAUCAACAUCAACCACAAUAUCGUCAACAUCAACAAAUUCUUCAAUGUCCUCCUCAAAUCAAUCACUGCAUGGUCAUGCACACACAUAUCCACACGGCCAUAAUCACCCACACGUACACCCACACAACCAUCCCUCACGCAAGCCCUCAAUUGUCGAAUUGUUGAGCUCACCUCCUCCUUUACCUGUUGAUCAAGACGACUCUAUACAUCAUUUGAGUUUGUCGAGAAAUCCAUCAAUAAGCUCGAGAACCUCGGGCGGAUCUUUCAAUCCAUUUAACUCGGGAAAUGGCAAUAUUCAUAAUACCUCGCAAAGUCAAAAUCAAAGCCAAAGCCAAAGUCAAGGCUAUUCAUCAAAUACAGCGGUAGAUUGGGACGAGCUUUUGUUAACAGAGGUUGUCGAACCCAGCAAGCUAGUCCAUAUCCCUUCUUCGUACUCUGUUCAAGCCGCGUUUGAAACCUUGGUAAAAAAUGAUUUGACUAGUAUUCCUGUUUCGGUAUCAAAAGAUGAUCCAGACGACUUGAGAAACUGCUUAACAUUUGAUUAUAGUGACUUGAACACUUAUUUGUUGUUGAUCAUGAACAAGAUUGACUACAAUGAGUUGAACGUUGACGAGAUUGGCGAUGAGAAAACUAGCUUGCAAGAGAAACACGAUAUUGUAGUGCAAGCCAUUAACAAAGCCAAAAAGGGAGAAGAGGUCCCAGUUGAGUUUAUAAUUAAAUUACAUCCAAAAAACCCGUUUAUCAAGUUUACACAAACAGAUACCUUGUUCUCAGUAAUGGAAACCUUGGGUAAUGGAGUACAUCGAGUAGCCAUAACAAAUGAAGAGGGGACUAAGAUAACUGGUAUACUUUCACAAAGAAGAUUAAUCAAAUAUAUGUGGGAAAACGCUAGAAGAUUCCCGCUGUUGGAAUUUUACUUUCAAUCUACUUUGCAAGAUUUGAAAAUCGGCUCUAAUAAUCCAAUAACCAUAUAUGAGGAUCAGCCAGUACUAGAAGCAUUACACAAGAUGUUUAAUGAAAACGUAUCGUCAUUAGCAGUGAUUGAUAGGUCUAAGAACUUAAUUGGAAACAUAUCAAUUGUUGAUGUGCGCAACUUGACUAGUUCGAAAAAUAGUCACUUGUUAUACAAAUCGGUUUUAAAUUUUAUUAGCUACAAUUUAACGCAAAAAGGUAUUGAGGAAGGUCAAGAUCAAUUCCCGAUUUUCCAUGUAAAUAAUCAAAGUUCUUUAGGAAGAGUAAUUGCUAAAUUAGUUGCUACUCAAUCCCAUAGAUUAUGGGUUGUUGAUACUUCGAGAAAGGCCAGUUGUCAAAGUUCUCAAAGUUCACCUGCUCCUAAUAGUGGACUAAACAGUGGCGUUACCAUCCCAGGUGUCACACAACCUACAGAUGCGUCAAUUACAAACAAGGCAGCAGCUGCUGCAAGUGUUGAACCGUCGUCGUCGUCGUCGCCUAUGAGCAAUAAUCCGGCGGUAUCCUCCACUGCUACUUUAACAGCAAUAGCAACAACUUUAUCAUCAUCAUCAUCAUCACAUCAUAAUAGUAUUGCUUCGUCGUCCUCUUCUUCGUCGAGUGUAUGCGCAGUAGGAGCAGGAGUAGCAACCACUAGUACAGUACAACAAGAAACUGGAUACACAGGUGGAACAGGUAAAUUGAUUGGAGUAGUUACCUUGACUGACAUAUUGGGAUUAUUUGCCACUAUUAAAGGAAGAAGAACCAAUCCACAAUCAGCUAGGAAUCAAAGAAGAAGAAGCUCUACGUCAACUACAAGAUCGUCAAUUGAUAGUAUAGAGAAUACUUUAUCUGGUGGAAAUAUUAGUGGCAACUUAAAUAAUGGAGGAAAUGCACUUUCUCCGUCACAAACUACAUCUUUGUCAUCAUCAUCAUCAUCAUCGUUUCAAGCGCCAGUACAAUUACAGCAAGCGGGAAUUGGACCAAGAGGCAGCAGUAUUACUGAUUCAAAUAGUGAAAUUUUUCGGAAACAAUUUAUCAAACCUCAAGAAAAUGCGUUUUCUAAAGAGUGA